AUUCGGGUUUGUACUUUCGAUGUCGGUGUUGCAGUACGCAUCGGCAUUGCUUACGUCAAACGCAAGUAGUGCUCCACUGAUUGGUGAUGAGCUGAUUACAUGAUGGAUGUUUUAAGGCCUCAAAUAAUACACAUUGGUGAUCGCUGCUACAGGAAAAAUCCAUCACUACACAGAGAUGUAGAGGCUGAUGAAGAAGAAGAUUUCAAUGAAUCAGCAGAACCAAUUGACUGUGGUUGGAAUGAUGAGGUCUGUGACUUUCAAACACCAAUAGAGGAAACAGAGAAUGGUUUCCAGUUGUCAAUUGAUAUUCCCAGUGCUUUGUUCAAACAUGUCAUCGGUAGAAAAGGAGAGACACGAAGGCGUAUAGAAAAUGAAACAAAGACACAAGUUAGGAUACCUAAGGCAGGACAAGAGGGCCCAAUAGUGAUUGUUGGAGCUGAAAGAAAAGGCAUCAUUUCUGCUAAAACAAGAAUUGAUGUUAUAGUUAGUACUGCCCGACAGAAGGAGCAGUUCACACACUUCCUUUCUAUCCCCAUUACGAGUGCUGAAGUUACAAAUCGUUUCCUGGAAUUUAAAGAGGAUGUUCUUCGAGAGUGUGAUGGGGACAGAGGAAUAGAUUCCACGAUAUUCCAGAAACCUGAGAAACUACAUUUAACAUUAGGGACACUUGUGCUUUUGUCGGAGUCUGAAGUUCAACAAACACUGGACAUCCUUCAACAAUGUCAUGAAGACCUUGUUUGUCCUAUCCUUAAGGGCCAGAUGCUUUGUCCUCGUAUUCAGGGUGUGGAGUACAUGAACGAUGAUCCAAGCUGUGUUGAUGUUCUUUAUGCUAAAUUAGAGCCAGGAGAAGAUUUGGACAGACUACAGAUCCUGGUGGAUCGUAUUGUGGAGAAAUUCAGCCUCUCUGGUUUCAUGCAGGAGUCGUAUGGCUCAGUGAAGCUUCACAUUACAAUCAUGAAUACACUGAUGCGGCGUGACCCAUCAGGGGCCACAGUACCACGACAUCAGGAUCGAAAGUCACGCUCAAAUGAUCAGAGGGGAUCACAACACAAGGAAAGGGAGUCAUUUAAUGCAUUGAGUGUACUGAAGAAAUUUGGAGAGUUUGACUUUGGUGAAUAUCACAUAAGAACUAUUCACCUGUCACAGAAACUUGGAGUAGCAAAAGAUGGCUACUAUGGUUGUUCUGGGUCGCUCCUGUUACCAUAACAACCAGAGGGACCAGUCAUGUACACUGUACCUCACAGACAUUGCUUUUGGCUGACAUAAAUGUUGGGGAGAGAAAGAAUUGAGAGUCAAGAAUAAAUGUAUAAAAUCCU
Molecule: messenger RNA, 1316 nt
Organism: Ylistrum balloti
Lineage: Eukaryota; Metazoa; Mollusca; Bivalvia; Pectinida; Pectinidae
Product: activating signal cointegrator 1 complex subunit 1-like
Exons: 8
Coding region: 100-1206 (368 amino acids)
Biological process (GO): regulation of DNA-templated transcription; DNA alkylation repair
Cellular component (GO): nucleus
Molecular function (GO): RNA binding
Source: RefSeq, a predicted model, not a curated record